Molecule: messenger RNA, 234 nt
Organism: Knipowitschia caucasica
Lineage: Eukaryota; Metazoa; Chordata; Actinopteri; Gobiiformes; Gobiidae
Source: the annotation of a GenBank genome assembly
AUGCUGCUGUCAGGUUUGGCCACAGUCUCUCCGGGGCGUUUGACGUGCGCACCAGGGAGCGGAGCUGGUGUGUCCUUUGGUGUUUUGGUUGCACAUUAUUCCACACCAGGAGAUAACGGGCAGAGCUGCAGACAGGCAGUUUUUUCAAGGCGCAGAAGAGAAGACAGGCUGAGAAAUGUGGAAAUGUGUGGCAGGAUUGACUGGACGACCACGCUCCGUGCCUGGGUGUGGUGA